UAGCACCAGUAGCAGCUGUCAGAGAGGAUCAAUCAGCGGAUUAUCAGGAUGGCUUUCCAGAACAAGAAGAGCAGCGCGAGACCCGCGGGCGACCGUCUGAUCAUCAAAGGAGGAAAGAUCGUCAAUGACGACCAGUCGUUCUACGCUGACAUCUACGUGGAGGACGGCUCCAUCAAACAGGUGGGGGAGAAUCUGAUGGUGCCGGCCGGCGUGCGGACGCUGGAUGCGUACGGUCAGCUGGUGAUCCCCGGAGGAGUGGACGCCAACACCAACCUGCUGGCUCCCCAGAGAGGCCUGACCCCCCCUGGGGGCUUCUUCAUGGGGAGCAGGGCGGCCCUGGGCGGGGGCACCACCACCAUCAUGGAGCACGUGCUGGUGGAGCCAGGGACAAGUCUCCUGGCAGCGCUGGAUCAGUGGAAGGAGACGGCGGAGCAGACGGCGUGCUGCGACUUCUCGUUCCAUCUGGACAUCACUCGCUGGCAUGAAGGACUCAACGAGGAGCUGGAGACACUCGUCAGAGAUCACGGUGUGAACUCGUUCCUGUUCUUCAUGUCCUACAAAGACAAAUACCAGAGCUCCGACUCGCAGCUCUACGAGGCGUUUGGGGUCCUCCGGGAUCUCGGAGCGAUCGCUCAAGUCCACGCUGAGAACGGUGACAUCAUUGAUGAGGAACAGAAGAAGCUUCUCUCUCUCGGCAUCACCGGACCUGAAGGACACGUUUUAUCACACCCUGAGGAGGUGGAGACGGAGGCUGUGUAUCGGGCCAUCACCAUCGCCAAACAGGCCAACUGUCCGCUGUAUGUUACCAAGGUGAUGAGCAAAUCUGCUGCUGAUGUCAUCGCCAAAGCCAGGAAGAAAGGUAUGCUGGUGUACGGGGAGCCAAUCACUGCAGGCCUGGCCACUGAUGGCUCCCACUAUUGGUCCAAAGACUGGGCCACAGCGGCUGCCUUUGUCAUGAGCCCGCCCCUGAACCCGGAUCCUUCAACUCCACAGUACCUGACCUCUCUGUUAGCAUGUGGAGACCUCCAGGUGACAUCCAGCGCUCAUGCAAGCUUCUCCACAGCCCAGAAAGCUGUCGGUAAAGACGACUUCACUCUGAUUCCAGAGGGAACCAACGGGAUCGGGGAGAGAAUGUCUGUGGUGUGGGACAGAGCUGUGUGUACGGGGAAGAUGGACGAGAACGAGUUUGUUGCCGUAACGAGCACCAACGCUGCCAAACUCUUCAACAUUUACCCACGCAAAGGAAGGAUCGCUGUCGGAUCAGACGCUGACAUCGUCAUCUGGAAUCCGAAGGAGACACAAACUGUUUCUGCAAAGACUCACAACCUGUCUGUGGAGGUGAACAUCCUGGAGGGUUUGGAGUUUCGAGGCGUGGCGUCGGUGGUGAUCAGCGGCGGUCGAGUCGUUCUGGAGGACGGAAAACUCAACGUGAACGAAGGUUCAGGACGCUUCAUCCCUAGGAAGGCUUUCCCAGACGCAGUCUACAAGAGGAUCAGAGCUCGCAGCAAGAUGGCUGAGGCUCGCGGCGUCCCCCGAGGAAGCUACGAUGGUCCGGUCCAUGAUGUCAUCAGUAUGACUAAAUCAGUCCCGCCCACUCCGACCACCAGGGGGCCGCCCUGUCCGAAAACCCAGAUGAACCUCCGAAACCUCCACCAAUCAGGAUUCACCCUGGCAGGAACUCAGAUUGACGACCACAUCCCUCGCCGCUCGGCUCAGAGGAUCGUGGCUCCGCCUGGUGGCCGAUCCAACAUCACAUCCUUAUCCUAAAACUACAACAAUCCCACUUUGAGUUUACUUUGAGUUUGUCCAACAAAAUACUAGGGCUGGGUAUCGCCAAAUGAUUUUCUGAUUCAGUUCGAUUACAUUUCUGAUUGGAUAUCAAUGAGGUUAUUGAUAGCCAGUUUAUCUUGGAUAUAAAAGAGAUUCUCAGAGAACUUCUGCUGUAAAUUGUACAAGCCAGAAGCAAGCCUCAGAUAUUUUUUAUAAUGCACCAGGUUAAUGUUUACAUUUAGAAAUGACCCUACUCAGUGAGUUUAAAUGACUUUUUAUUGACCAGAACUAACAGAAGAAAGGAAUUGAGAAGGCAGACAUUUAGGGCCCUUUCACAGUGACCUCCUUUGGUUGACAUAAAGUUAGCAAAAUAAUUUGGUUCAGUUUAAAAAAUACGCAAAUUACUAACGAAAAAAUGUUUGUAGCUAGCAAUCAAACAACAUGAACUUUAGUACAUCUCUUCCAAAGUAAAUGCUAUCAACUUGAAUAUGAUGAUUCUUGUGUGCCGUGACACUGAGGCUCUGUGCUAAAUUUGGCAUCAAUCAGCAAAUAGUGUUGCUGCAGGUAGUAAUGCCAUAAUAACAGUAUAGUUGUAACGAUAUGCAUCUGUUCAUUCAUUCUUGUCAACGCCAAAGAGUCAAAGCUACUCUCGAACUGACAACACGACAACACAUCCAUUUACGAACCAAUCAGUGUCGAGUACAGGAAGACGCAACCUACAGAAAUGAUGAUGACAGGAAGUUGUAAUGUUUGUUAUUUUGCUCAAAAAACUGCAAUGUGAAAGCAAACCAAAAUUAACGUAAUGUAUCAAAACAUGAACUUUGGUUUCGGACCUUGGUGCAGACUUUCAGGAGUGAAAGGACCCUAAAAGAUUGAUUUCAGGAUGUUAUUAAUCUGUCAGAUCACUCAAAUAGAGGCAAAGACAAUUUUAAUUGGAGAAUCAAUUAUUUUUACCCAGCCCUACAAAUCACUGACGUACACCUUUACUUAGAGAUACCACCAAACCCUUUACCAAUCUUCCAACUCAUACUACGCAUUAUUACAGUAGUACCCUAACCCUUUUACUAGGAUCAAACCCAACAUCAGCUAUCCAACUAGACAUCAACUAUCCAACUAGUACUAAACUCUAAAACAAUAUACUUCAGCUUGUGCUAAACCCUGCGUACCCUGCCCUACUAAACAACGGUACUACAACCCUAAAAAUACUACAAUCCUAAAAGUACUAACCCAUAAAAUCAUUUUGUUUACUGAGGUAAUGAAUUAAAUGAGAAGUAGGUUGAUUUUUUCCCAUAGAUUCUAUAGAAACAGACAUCUGUUUGGAGCCAGUGAGUCUGCCCCUGCUGGACGUUAGAGAGAAUGCAGCUUUAAGGAGAUCGGCUUCACUUCUCAGACCCGGAAGCUUCGAAUGCUAUUUUACAUUCUGUCAUUUUAAUGAAGUAGGACUGAAUGUUAGAACAGUUACAAGCCGACAACUAGUAUGAAAUUCUUCAACAAUGGUUCUUUAACGAGUACUGAAUGUUAUUGGUAUGGUUCCCAGCAUCAUUUGAAGUACGCUGAGGCUACAUCUACGCUGCAACAUUUUAGUUUUAAAGAAAAUGUCUUCUGCUGCUUUUACGCCUGGCGUUCAAACUCCUGCGGUGUUUCCCAGCCCCUUGGGUUAGGGUUAGGGGGUUAGGUUUAGGGGGUUAGGGUUAUGGUUAAUGGUCAUGUGAUCUGUGAUUGUCCAGCCCCCUUAAACAUGCCCAGCUACAAAAACUUCAAAAAAAGGCAAUAUACAUUGUAAACAAACGACAAAACCUAAGCAAAAAACAAACAAAAACUUCGGAAAGCGACGAACUUCGAAAAAAGUGACGAAAACGUUUAAAAAAAGCAUAAAAUGUGAAGUGGGGAAACAUUUUCGGCACAUGCCAAGUGUGAGUGAAAUGUCAUGUGAGCUGUGAUGUCAGACAUGUUAAUAUGGAUGCAGAUUAGUUCUGCUGCUGGGGAUAAAACGGAAAUCACUUUUGUGUCAAAACACUAAAAACUAGAAUGUAGCGGUGUAGAUUAUGUAGAUUAUCUUAAAUACAUAACAUAAAGCCAUCUCAUCUGUCCUGAAACACAUCACUUCCUGUUCUCUGUGUCUUUGUCCCUCUGAAAAAGACACUAAUAGUAGUGGUAGGAUUAGUAGUAACAAUUGUAGUAGUUUGACCCAGAAAAUACUUCCUGGUUCCUUCAUUAACAGACAUCACUUCAUCGUCAACAUACGGAGACAACAUGACGGACCUGAAACACUACCAGAACCCUUUCUAACUGGGUUUACUGGGUUCCUCUGCUGGAUGUUUCCAUUGACAGCUGGUCUCUUCAAAUAAACCAUAAACCCAUUCUGCUCGUUGUAAAUUAAAGUCACAGUAGUCGUUCCUUUAAGGUGGAUAUUAACUCUAGGUCUGUAAUAUUUCAUGUUUCUAUCUAAUUGUAAAGGUAUUUUAUAACAGAAUCAUUCCAGAUCCAUAUUACUCUUAUAUCUGUUAGUCUGAAUCCACUGUCGGACCAUUUUAAUAAUCUGAAUCUGUAUUGUUCUGUUAUAAAUUUAGUCUGAUGUGUUCGGUGGUUUAGUCUGGUUAGUCUUUUACUUUCUAAUUCACUGAUAAAGUUAACUUUAGUUAUUAAUAAAGUAAUCAAUACAGUCAACAGUUUUUCUCUGAAUACAAAAUCAAACUUUCAGACUUUUAGACUUUUUGUGAACAUCAUCUGAUAUAAAUGGUGCUAAUAAAUCCAGUUGUAGCCUGAAAGUAGCAAUCCCUUCAAAGCCACGCCCCCUACAGGACGGCAGCAGAGUGACCCUGCCCCUUUCAGCUAUGAUGUCACAGGCACCGCCCCUUUCAGCUGUCUGACCUCUGAAGGGAUUUGUAACAAUGUUUUUGAUGUAAAGACUUCAUUUGAUACCAUUUCAUUUUGUAUUUUUACAGUUUUGUAUUCUGGCUGGUUCACCAACUCUUCCUGUAGUCUUCCUGUCCCUGUGUAAAGGGUUAACUGUUGUGUCUGCAGACUGAAGUGUCUCUUUCCUCACACAGGGUCCAACAUGGAGACAGGAUGUCUUCCUGUCCCUGUGUAAAGGGUUAACUGUUGUGUCUGCAGACUGAAGUGUCUCUGUCCUCACAGAGGG
Perca flavescens (yellow perch) is the source of this 4912-nucleotide messenger RNA. RefSeq names its product dihydropyrimidinase like 4 (gene dpysl4). The transcript is spliced from 15 exons. Lineage: Eukaryota; Metazoa; Chordata; Actinopteri; Perciformes; Percidae. Bases 49 to 1767 code for a protein of 572 amino acids. Gene Ontology annotation, molecular function: hydrolase activity, acting on carbon-nitrogen (but not peptide) bonds, in cyclic amides. Gene Ontology annotation, cellular component: cytoplasm; cytosol. The record is from RefSeq and is a predicted model, not a curated record.